Messenger RNA from Impatiens glandulifera, 330 nucleotides. Its product is annotated as ethylene-responsive transcription factor CRF1-like. Gene Ontology annotation, molecular function: DNA-binding transcription factor activity; DNA binding. NCBI's taxonomy places the organism in Eukaryota, Viridiplantae, Streptophyta, Magnoliopsida, Ericales, Balsaminaceae. The record is from RefSeq and is a predicted model, not a curated record. The transcript is spliced from 2 exons. Bases 1 to 330 code for a protein of 109 amino acids. Gene Ontology annotation, biological process: ethylene-activated signaling pathway; regulation of DNA-templated transcription.
AUGAAUGGCAAGAUCCGCGAUCCACAAAAGGGUGCUCGUGUGUGGCUUGGGACCUUCGAAACAGCUGAGGCAGCUGCCAUUGUCUAUGACAAUGCCGCAAAAUGCAUCCGUGGUGAUAAAGCCAAGCUCAAUUUUCCCGACCGACCAAUACACCUUGAAGUUAUAGUCGAGGAUAAGCCUGAAAUGAUCGGUCUUGAUCAUCAUCAUCGUGAGGAGAUUGAGUUCAGGGAGAUGAUUUAUGACUUGGAGUCGUUUCUAGGUUUGAACCACGAGAAUAUUGACCCAACACGAGGCGAGGUGGAGGAAUCCCAUGAUUUCUGGAUGUUGUAA